Molecule: messenger RNA, 888 nt
Organism: Clonostachys rhizophaga
Lineage: Eukaryota; Fungi; Ascomycota; Sordariomycetes; Hypocreales; Bionectriaceae
Source: the annotation of a GenBank genome assembly
AUGGCCCAUCUGUCGUCAAACGUCGACCUCACGGUCGGCAACCUGUUCAAUGCCAGCCACCACGUCGUGCUCGUCACAGGCGGCGCCUCUGGCCUGGGCGAGAUGGCAGCCCAGGGCUUCAUCCAGAACGGCGCGCGCGUCAUCAUCGCCAGCCGCAAGCAGAAGGACCUGGAGACGGCCACCGCGCGUCUCAAUGCACUGGGCCCUGGCAAGUGCGAAUAUUUUGUCGCCGACCUCAAGGACAAGGCCGGGUGCGAUGCUCUGGUUGCCGAGGUCAAGAAGCGCACCGACAGGUUGACUGUUCUCAUCAACAAUUCCGGCGCAACGUGGGGUGGAGACUACUUCGAUUUUCCUGAAUCUGGAUGGGAUAAGCUCAUGGCCCUCAACGUAAAGGCCAUCUUCUACGUGACGGUCGGUCUGCACCACCAGCUCAUCAAAGGCGCAACGGCCGACGAGCCCAGCCGCGUCAUCAACAUCGCCAGCAUGGCUGGUAUAUCCACGGCUGAUUCCACCUCUGGCGAGCAUGGCGGCCUGUCCCCUCCUGGAACUGGCGUCUUUAGCUACGGGCCCAGCAAGGCGGCCUGCAUUCACCUCUCCAAGCAGCUGGCAUCCAAGCUGAUGCCACAACAUGUGACAGUCAACUGCAUCGCGCCCGGCGUAUUCCCCAGCCGCAUGUCAUCCUUUGGCCUGCGCGAAUCUACCAAGACGCUGUUGGAUAAUCAGCCGAGUGGAAGAGUUGGGAAGCCCGAAGACUUCGCCGGGCUUGUGCUGUUUGUUGCCAGCAAGGGAGGCGCGCAUAUAACGGGCAAUGUGUUUGAGAUCGACGGUGGGGCUGUUCUCAGCCAAAGAGGUAAAGGACCUGCGAAGGAGAAGAGCUCACGCCUGUGA